AUGACACCACUUCAAGAUCCAGAAUUGAUGAUCGAGAACCAACACCAACAUUAUUCUCCCAACUUUACUCAAAACCCAAAAGAAGCUUCGAUGCUUUACUCCAUGCUUCCAACGAUUGUGCAAUCACAUUUGCCUCGUAUACCUUCGAUUCGAAGUUCCGUUAAUAUCUACGGACUUGUGAGUGGACGGAAAUCCGGGAGCACGGUAUCUGGAGCAACUACACCAGGGUCAAUAUGCUCCUCCUCGUCCAUGACACUUGUCGGUGCACGAACUUCGGUAUCGAGUGAGGGGGAAUCAAUGGAUAGCUAUUUCCCAGAAGAGUCGCUGUUCUCGGACGAAGAGAUUCCUCAAGCGCCAAGGAAUAGACAGCUUCAAAUAAUGGGAUCGUCUGAAACAACAAAGUCGGGCAUUGGAUGGAAGUUUGCGAAUCAAGGGUACAAUCUUCUUGCUCUCGCCUUUGAAGAAUCAUCCGCAGUUUCCCAAAAUACUCGAUUUAGCAAUAUUUCCUUGGCGAGACAGCUCUUCAUCCACGCCUUGACAUACCUACUCCGGGCUCUUCCUUCCGAUCUCACAACCGAGGAAACCAUGGGUCUGAAAACCGCUAUACCCAAAGAAGUGGUAGAAUUAUUACAAGAGGAAUCCAACACCAGCGAAACUUUUCCAAAUUCCGCUCUUGGUAACAGACCCCCUUCAUUACUCCAAAGAAGUGUCGCCGCUACCAUCAUUCAACUUUUCCUCCUCUUCCAAUUCAUCCUUCCUUACUUGAAAUAUGUACUUACGUCCGCAUAUCAAUACGAUCGAAGCCAUAGAAUAUCGGAAAAGGUUCUGUCGCGGGGCUUUGUAACGGUAGACACGAUUGGCAAAUCGAGUUUGGCAGUUACUGGAGCCAUAUACGGAAUCGGUGAUGGGAAAGUUGGGGAAGCCCUUACGAAAGCUGCGGCGUGGGUUAUAGAGGGUGUUACGGGGGGUUUACAUGAAGGUGUGAGUGAGGGAUUGGUGAUGUUGGGUGCUAAGAAUAGUGCAAAGAAUAGUGCAAAGAAUGGCGCUUCGUCGCCCAAGAGAAAGUAG
Messenger RNA from Sclerotinia borealis F-4128, 1068 nucleotides. Lineage: Eukaryota; Fungi; Ascomycota; Leotiomycetes; Helotiales; Sclerotiniaceae. The record is from the annotation of a GenBank genome assembly.